UCAGUUAUAAUUCAACCGUGUUUGCAUACAGAUGCCAUUAUUUUUAAAAUUAUUAGAUUAUCUACAGUAAUUUAAAACAGACAAUUAUUAUAGAGAAAAAAAAUGUCAACUGAAAAGUUAACGGGUGCGGGUGCCACUGCCUCCACCGUCGCAGGAGAGGAUGGCCUAAGUGAAAUGGAAAUGCAAAAUAUAGAAUCGAACUUGGGUAAUAAAACGUCCAGUGACUCGAAAAUUUCGACUCGUAAUAGUUCCGAAAGAAGCCUCCCUUUGAGGAGUUACAGUAAAUGGGCACCAUCCGAACAGGGUGCAACUCUAGUUUGGCGUGAUCUCUGCGUUUACACAUCCUUGGAUGGUUCGGGCUUAAGUAAAAUGAAAAGGAUUAUCAAUAAUUCCACAGGAGCUGUUCAACCCGGAAAUCUAAUGGCUCUAAUGGGUUCAAGUGGAUCUGGAAAGACAACCCUUAUGUCAGCUUUAGCAUUUCGUCAGCCUGCCGGAACACUUAUCCAAGGUGAUAUAUUGAUCAAUGGCCGACGAAUAGGACCAUUUAUGCAUCGUUUAAGUGGAUAUGUCUACCAAGAUGAUUUAUUUAUUGGACAACUAACAGUCUUAGAACAUAUUAACUUUAUGGCCAAUUUGCGCUUGGAUCGUCGUGUAAGCAGAGCUGAACGAAGAAUUAUCAUAUCCGAAUUGCUAGAAAGAACUGGAUUGCUGGGCAGGGCAAAUACUCGCAUUGGAGGUGGAGACGAUGAUAAGGUCCUAUCCGGUGGUGAACGCAAGAGGCUUGCUUUUGCAGUAGAACUCCUCAAUGAUCCAUUGAUUCUAUUUUGUGAUGAGCCCACAACUGGCCUGGAUUCGUUUAGUGCCCAACAACUGGUGCAAACUCUCUAUGACCUGGCCAAGAAGGGCACCACAAUUAUUUGCACUAUUCAUCAGCCUUCGAGUCAGCUCUUCAAUAUGUUUAACAAUGUGCUGCUACUGGCAGAUGGUCGAGUAGCUUUUACUGGUUCUCCUGAAAAUGCCCUCGCAUUCUUUGCGGAAAACGGCUAUCAUUGCCCUGAAGCUUACAAUCCAGCAGACUUUCUGAUUGGAGUUCUAGCCACCGAUCCUGGUUAUGAGCAGGCCUCUCAAAGAUCAGCACAAUAUUUGUGUGAUCUAUUUGCAGUCAGUUCGGCAGCUAAGCAAAGAGACAUGUUGGUCAAUUUAGAAUUCCAUAUGGCUCAGAGUGGUGAUUUUCCAUUUGACACGGAGUUGGACACAUUCCGGGCACCAUUUUGGCUUAAUACAUUCUUUUGGGUAUGGCGUCGAGCUACGAUUGCAGCGUUCAGAGAUCCUUCGGUUCAGAUGUUGCGAUUUGUGCAGAAAAUGGCAAUAGCUAUAAUUAUUGGAGCUUGUUUUGCUGGCACUACUGAUAAAUCCCAGUUAGGUGUUCAAGCUGUUCAGGGAGCAUUGUUUGUUAUGAUUUCUGAGAAUACUUACCAUCCGAUGUAUUCGAUAUUGAAUGUUUUUCCUCAAGGGUUUCCGCUGUUUUUAAGGGAGACACGUUGCGGGAUGUAUUCGACCGCACAGUAUUACAUUGGGAAUAUAUUGGCUUUGCUUCCUGGAAUGAUUAUUGAACCUCUCCUGUUUGUUAUCAUCUGCUAUUGGAUCACAGGCCUUAGAGCUACUUACUAUGCAUUCGGUGUAACAGCUAUUUGCGUGGUUCUGGUUAUGAAUGUUGCCACAGCAUGUGGGUGCUUUUUCUCAACGGCUUUUAAUUCAGUUCCAUUAGCAAUGGCGUAUUUGGUUCCCUUGGAUUACAUCUUCAUGAUAACUUCAGGAAUUUUCAUUAAAAUUAGUACACUUCCUAUGGCAUUCUUUUGGACUCAGUACUUUUCUUGGAUGUUAUAUGCUAACGAGGCUAUGACUAUUGUACAGUGGACUGGUGUUCAAAAUAUAACUUGCUUUGAAGAAAGUGAUGAUUUGCCGUGUUUCCAUUCGGGAAAAGAUGUCCUUGACAAGUACAGUUUUAAUGAAUCAAAUCUGUAUCGGAAUCUUUUUGCAAUUUUAGCAAUCUACUUUGGAUUUCAUGCUUUGGGCUAUUAUUGUCUUUGGAGAAGGGCAAAGAAAAUAUAAAUUACUACCUGAGUUUUUUUUAAAUUCUAAAUGUAUUUGAAAUUUUAGUAAAAAAUUUAAGGCAAUGGGGCUCGAUUUAGUAAAUAAUAAACAACUUUUUGUAUUUUA
This is a messenger RNA of Eupeodes corollae, 2220 nucleotides long. It is a transcript of the gene st, whose product is annotated as protein scarlet. The coding region runs from base 103 to 2112 and encodes 669 amino acids. Gene Ontology annotation, cellular component: plasma membrane. Gene Ontology annotation, molecular function: ATP binding; ATP hydrolysis activity; ABC-type transporter activity. The transcript is spliced from 7 exons. The record is from RefSeq and is a predicted model, not a curated record. Lineage: Eukaryota; Metazoa; Arthropoda; Insecta; Diptera; Syrphidae.